Molecule: messenger RNA, 896 nt
Organism: Solea senegalensis (Senegalese sole)
Lineage: Eukaryota; Metazoa; Chordata; Actinopteri; Pleuronectiformes; Soleidae
Gene: rasd3
Product: RASD family member 3
Exons: 1
Coding region: 56-736 (226 amino acids)
Molecular function (GO): GTP binding; GTPase activity
Source: RefSeq, a predicted model, not a curated record
AAAACCCACGGGUGUUGAACGUCCCACAGCAGCAGCAUCAGCAUCAGGUGCCACUAUGCCGCCUUCAGUUUCUCCGGUGCGCACAGAUCACACCAGCAUGCCUCUGUCCGGAUGUGCCAACACGGUGCGGUUGGUCUUCCUGGGAGCGGCGGGUGUCGGGAAGAGUGCUAUCAUCCGCCGCUUCCUCCACGACCGCUUUGAUCCCAAGUACACGCGCACAGUGGAGGAGCUUCACGUGCUGGAGUACGACGCCGCAGGUGGAUCAGGGAAGACGCGUCUGGAGAUUUUGGACACGAGCGGCAGCUACUCCUUCCCGGCCAUGCGGGAGCUCUGCAUCCGACACAGCGACGCCUUCGCUCUGGUGUACGCUGUGGACGAGCCGGGCUCCUUCGCGGAGGUGCGGCGGCUGCGCGACGAGAUCCUGGAACUGAGGUGCGGCAAGAGCGCGCACAUCACCGUGGUGGGCAGCAAGUCGGAUCUCACCGAGGCCGAGGGCCGCGUCCUAUUGGCAAGUGACACCAUGGCCACUGUGGAGGGAGAGUGGGACGUCAACUUCGUUGAAGCGUCCGCGCGCACAGGUGGUAACGCGGUGGGAGUUUUCCGUGCGCUGCUGCAACAGGUGGAGCUGCCGCAGCGGCUGAGUCCCACCGUGUGCAGGCGCAGAGACACGGUGCCCAGAGCCGCAGUGAAGAGGAGGCCACUACUGAAGAAGAACAAGAGCUGCAUCCUGUCAUAGCUUCAUCAGUUUGGUGAUGAAGAUGAUGAUGAGGAGGAGGAGGAUGGUGGUGGAUGAAACUUCACUGUCACUUUAUAUGUAAGCUUUAAUGUGAUGCACUUUACUACGUGUUUAUUUCCAUUUUUACAUGAAUAUCAAUAAAAUAACUUUUGUGACUUUU